GGGGUUGUUACUUUGAAUUAAUCCGAGUGUUCAGUUCAUCAUGAAUGGUAAUAACAGCAAACAAGAUCAACUGUGCAGCGAUACUCCAUCAGAAAGCUCUCUAAACAAUCCUAUUUCAGAUGUAAUAAAUACUGAAAAUACAUGUUCAACAUACCUGAAAUCACCAUCGCCGACAUUAUUUCCAGUGCAUGCAUUCAACACUUUACAUUCUUUGUUAUCGCGACCACAUUGGCAAGUACCUGUUCUACCAGAUUCACAAUUGGAAACUGUACUAUUGGCAUCAAUCAAUAUGGCUAAACAUGGUGAAGAUAUUCAUUCACAAGAUUGUUUACGAUUUUAUUCAGAUGGUUUAAUUAGUUCUUUUCAGAAAAUAUUUCAUAAUGAUGCAGUUACUCGCUGGGAUUCACAUAUCUUACACUUUAUUUACGCCAAUUCUUUACUGGGUAUUGAACUGUGUUCCAUAAAAGCAAAAUCUGAUUGCCCAGCAAUAUUAGAAUUGGAAAGUAUCCUGUUUGAUCCUAAUUCACAGUUUCACACACGUAGUAUGAUUUCCACUAGUGUAACACACGAAAUUCGUUAUGGUGUUCAUAGGAAUGUUGUAUGUCGAUUUGAAGAUAUAAUUAAAUUAUUGCCACAUAUAUCAUUGUCAAACGAAAACGACAGUACGUGUCAACAACAACCAGGACAAGUCGACGAAGAUACUAAUCCCAUCGAGAAUAAUGAUCCUCUGACACCACACAAUACUGUUCAAAUAAAGGAAUAUUCUAUUUCUUAUGCAAAUUAUAAGGAUGCACCUAUUCUAGUGGAUUUUAUUAAUCUAUUUGGACGAUUCAGUGGAUUCGAUCGAUUGAAAGCACGUUUCCUUGAGUUAGAUAACAAGUACCACUGGGACCAGCAACAAAGAGAUGUGUUACAACAGCAGCUACAACAACAAUCAAAUGAUCAGACAGAAUUCUUAUCACUUGGUCUAAUACAUGCUUAUUUACAUCCUUUUGCUUUAUGUUCAAAUUAUUUAAGUGACUCAGUAGUUGAAGAAUAUUUCAAACCAAUAGUGACUCUUAUUGUCAAUUAUUUGUCUCAUUUAACUGAUGAUCAAAUUAAACGUGAAACUAAAAAGGAACUGCGUAAAGAUGAUUUCAUCACUAGUUUGAAACUGUCUUUAUGUACAUUAAUAAAACGUAUUCCAUCAUCAACGGAAGAUGAUAUUGAGACAAUUGAAUUACUCAGUCUUAAUUUAAUCUAUCGUUUCUUUCAGCUAUCUUCUUUCAAUGGGAAAAUGAACACACUGAACGAAUUAAUUCGUCUAUUACCUAAUACUAAUUCAUUACGAGUUGGUCAGUGGAUUACAGAUAUUAAGUUAUUAAAAUUAUUACUUCGUGAAAAUUUGCAUCAAUUACAAUAUGUGGAAAAAGUUGAAGAGAUAAUACGUUUUAUGAUUAGAAAAUUAUUAUUAACAUCAGAUGAUUUAGAUAUUAUAUGGGAAUCACAAAUUGGUAAACAUGAAACUAUCAUUAAAAAUAUAUUCAAUAUGUUAACUCGUUUAGCAUUGGAAUUUUCAAUGAAUCAAUUAAAUUAUUUAUUUAAUUGUUUUAAGCAAAGUUGGAAAAAAGCAACAAAACGUCAACGUGAACGUUUAAUUGAUUUGAUUACAAUGUUAGCUGAACAAGAUACAGAUGGUAUGAUGAUGCAAAAAACAUUAGAUCUUCUAUGGGAUUGGGCUAUUAGUUUUAAAUUUUCUACUGAUUUAAUGAAUGCUUCACUUAAAUCACAUGCAAAAAUUCUUAGUUGUAAUAAUAAGCCAUUCGUAUGUCAACUUCGGAGUGUUUGGCUUGGGAAGCUUGCAAGUUAUUUGAAAAUCGAACCAAACAACGAUGAAGGUUGUUUAUUACCUGCUGCAAAACAAUUCAUUGAAAUUGCCAACCUUUACAACACGGGUUCAUCAAAUGAAAAUACUUUAAUUCAAAGUAUAAAUCAACGACAUAAUGUUUUAAAAGCAGCUGUAGAUUGUAUCAUACAAACAAUGUGGUCAGUACAUGAAGAACGUUUAAAUGUAAUAAUAAAAAAUCAAUCUAUUCCAUCCAAAUCUCCGAUUUCAAUGAAUACAACGAAAAAUUUAAAUUCUAAUCUACAAUUAAUUAAAGUUAAAGAAUUAUUAAAACUUUUACGUUAUCUUAUAUUUCAAUGCCAUUUAUUAUGUACAGUAGAUUUAUUACAAGGAAUUUGGGAUUCAUUAUUGAAGCCAACAUUUCAACCAAAUUUAAUUGUAAACCAUCAUAUUUUAUUAAAAUUUCAAAAUCAAAUUGUAUUAUCAAAUGAUUGUGAUUUAUGCUUUAAAUGGUUUACAUUAUUUUUUAAUAAUUCUGUAUGGUUAAAAUGUCGUGAUUUUAUUUGGAAUAAUUAUUCAACAUUAAAUCCAAAAUUAAUGACAAAUGCUGGUGUAGAAUUUGUUGUUCAAUUAUUUUGUUGUAUCAAUUCGGAUAAUACAUGUAUUAUAAGUGAAUUGAAUGGAUUCAAUACAAUUAAAUUAUUAUCAAUGACAUCAUCAUCAGCAACAGCAAUAUCAACAAUUCUUCCUAAUAAAACAGAUUAUACACUUACUACACUUAAUAGUAAUUAUUCUAAUGUAACUAAGACUAUGACUACUAUGAAUACUACUAAAACUAUGACAACUACUACUUCAACAAGUAUUAAAUUCAUGAAUUUAAAACAAUUAUGGAAUUUUAUUUUAUAUUCAAAUAAAAUAGUUUAUCAAAGAAUAUGCAAAUUAUUAUUACAAUUAUAUACUAAUUAUAGUUCUACUAUAAAUUUAAAUAAACGUAAAGAAUUAUGCUUUAAUAUUAUGAAAUUAUGUUAUACAUAUAUUAAAACAGAAUAUAAUGAGUUAAUUUCUUCUAUCGAAAAACAAACAAAGUACGAAACAACAAUUUCAUCAAAACUAUCACCGUCAUCAUCAUCACCUACCUCAUUAUCAUGUGAUCCUGAAGUAAAAUCAGCUACAUUCAAACGUAUAUCAAGAAUUUUAAAAUUAUUGAAACGACUUACAGUUAGAAUGAAUUUAGAAAUGUUUAUUAAUGAUGCAAGUGAUGAUUGUAUUCCAUUGAAACGUUCAUGGAUUGGUUCAUCAUUUUUCUUAACAGUCACCUGUCAAGGUUUACCAAUUUUAUUUCCUACCAAUAGUAAUAACAACAAUAUUAGUGCUGAUGAUGAUAUUGUUGAUAACAAUAAACAAAUUUAUCUAUCUGAUGGUAAGACAAUCACGAUUACACUGAUUGUACAUGGAAAUCUGACUUUUGGUGAAUUACGUGCUUAUCUUUUAAAUUUUUGUCUACAUGGUUUCACAUCAAAUAACAAUUUCAAUGAUAACGGUAGUAAUGGUGGUGUUAGAGGUACCAGUGGUGGUAGUAGCAGUAGUAGUAGUGGUAUUCAAUGUCAAGAUAAUAAUAAUAUUCCACAUUCAAUGACAAAUUCAAUGUAUCAGUUAGAAUUACGUAUAAUAAAUGUGGAACAGACAACUUCAAAUGAUUGUAUAUUACAUCAUAAUAUUGAUAAUGAGUUGCUGGUGAAUUUAUUUUUGUUCUUUCCGAAUUGGACUAAGAAUUUCCUGGACAAUCGUGAUCAUAUAAAUAAUGAUAUUCCAUUUGUUCAUCUGGAAUUGUCCGCAAAAUUAAUGUUUACCAAUAACGAAUUAUCAUCGUCCACUACUGAAUCAUCAACUACAACACCUGGCUCUUUUCAAUUUUCUUAUAAUCUUAAAGUGUUUGAUAAUAUAGAAAUCAAUGCAACACAACAAAGUAGUAGCGAUAUUGCCCUAGGCCAUCUUAAUACUACUGACAAUACUACUACUACUACUACUACUACUACUACUGCCACUAUAAGUAACAAUAAUAAUAAUAAUUUUCUGGAAGACGACGAUCACUUACUGCCAUCAGAAUUAAAAAUAUUCGAUUCAAUAAUUGAUCGAAAUCUUGAACAAGAGCAACUUGCAAAUAAUAAUAAAUGUGAUAAUAAUGAUAGUAAAUGUGAUAGUUUAUUGAUAGAUAGUAAAUUGAAGAUAGACGACUCUGAUGUACUAAAAUGCAAUCAACAGUCGGAUGUUGAUCGCGAAGGCGAAUUCAUUUUAAAUAGUGAUCAACGUAUUGAAUUCUUAUUAAAUUUGAGCAGGAUUGCAUUAGCUUUAAAUCAUUCCAAUAUAAUUCAUAGUAUUAUGCAACUACUCAAUUGUAUGCCAUUGCAUAAAAAAUUAAUUAAAUUUAUUAAAGAUCAUUUAAUCCAGUUAGUUGAUAAGAAAAUUAUUGAACGUUGCAAUGAACCUAUCUUAUCACAAACAUGGUUUCAUCAUUUACUUACAAAACCAAAUGUAUCAACUGGAGUAUUUAAUUUAUUCAAUAAUAAACAAAUCAAUUUGGAGAAUACACCGAAUUACAUUGAAUUAUUGUAUACACUACAAGUUUUGUAUUGUUUAAUGAUGCCUAGUUGUUUAGUGAAACAUUAUCAUUUUAAUAAACUGAAUGAAGAUCAUAGUCAACUUUAUAAUCCAUGUAAUAGUAGUAAUAAUAUGUAUAAUUGUCAACGUUUUUUUCCUCCUAAUACUACUACUACUACUAUUAAUAAUAAUAAUAAUAGGAAUAUCAGUAGUAACACUAUGCCAAGGACAAUAGAUUUUACUACAAACGUUUUGUUUAAUCAAAUUCCAGAUUGGUCAGAUGCUAUAACUAUAACCCUGCUUCUACUUCGUGGUGGUGCCUUAAACCUACUUCUUUCGUCUCCACUUUUAGUAUCCUCCUUCACUCCUACAUCAUCAUUAAAUCAUAAAAUUAUUAACUGUGAUAAGAAUGAAAGAAAACGUCCUUUAUCCCAUGAUCAUUUACUCGAUUCCCGUUCUUCUUCUCUCACGCUUUCAUCUUUUGUUAGUAUUGUUAAUAAAAAUGAUGACAAUCAGAUUAUUUUCUAUGACACAACAGUUCAUUGGAAACUACUCUAUCACAUACGUCUAUGGCUGUUAAGAAUAAUUCGUGUAUUACUUAUUAGUACAGCUAAUACACUAGUAUUGUAUAACCUAGAUUCAAUAUCAGAUUAUAUGUGUAAUGUAUUCAAAAAGUCAUCAUUUUAUCAGUUAUUAAUUUCUCUGACAGUCGCUGUGAAAGAUCCUAGUUCCUGUCGGAAUGAUUUUUCAUUUACUAAUUCUUUACAACAAAAUCCACUAUCAUUGGUACAGCCGGUAUCAGAUAGUACUAGUACUACCACUACUGCAGCGAAGAUGAUAACAGAAAGAAAUACUGCUGGAAAUCUUGAUGCUACUGCUGAUAGUGAUGGUGAUGUUGUUGAUAGUUCAGAGCAUAAUAUUGAAUAUAUUUGUAAAUUACUACUUCAUACUUAUAAAUUAACUAGUAGUACAAAUCAUCCUGUACUAGGCGGAGAUUAUUUUCUACUUUUACACGCUUUACACGUUGCACAGUUGACGAUUGUAUCUAAUAUAUCCAUAAAUGAAGUGAAAAGUUACUGGUUUAAAAGUAGUAUAAAUAAUACUUUUGGAAAUCUUUUCUUAACUGGAUGGCAAACAAGAUAUGGUUGUGAAAAUUCAAUGGAAUAUUUAAAAGAUUUUAGUAUGAAACCUAAUCGUAUUGAUAAACUUUAUUCAUGUACAGGUAUAAAUAAUGUACAAGAGAAUAAUUUAUUAGAAGAUGGAUUGGCUUCACUGAAAAAUGAUCUGUCAGUUGAAUCCUUCUCUCAACUUGUAUUAACUGAAAAUAAAUUUCAAGAUAUCAAUGAAGAUAUCCUUCCUGUUAAUGAUACCGAACAAACAGUUACUAAUAAUCUAUCCAGUUCAACUCGUUUAUCUUCAUCGGCAAUAUCUUUAUUAUCGUGUGAAUCUACAUUGUCAUCAUCUUCCUCAUCGUCAACAUUAUCUUCUGUUCACCAGUUACACUCAUUAUCAUCGUCAAGUUCUUCAUCUAAUAAUGAGAAUAUUAGUAGUGGCAGUAAUAAUAGUCGUAGUAGUAGUAGUAGAAGUUGUAGUGGUAGUAGUAAUAAUAGUGAUUCCAACGAUAUUGAUAAUAGAAAUUUGUCAAAAUUAUUAUAUUCUAACUUUCAUGAACAAUGCUUUAAUUCUUUUCGAAGUGGUGAAACUCAAGGUUCUGUAAUCAUAGAAGCAUUAAACUGUAUUCCAUGGUAUCAAUGUCUGUAUCCACAGACUGAAUUUCGUACAUUUUUAAAGUACCCUUUAUCAUAUAAAAUGUUAGUUUGUUUAUCACAGAAUCAUUCAACAGUAGAUAGUUAUCGUAGUUGUCGUGAUCGUCGUGGUAGCAAUCAUCGUAAACAUUCACGUCAAUAUCGUCGAUAUCCACCUCCUUCUAUUCUUCAGUCACAUUCUUAUCAAUAUGAUUACAAUUAUCAAUUAACUGGUGCAGAUAUGUUACAAGAUUUGUUAUUUUCCGAUUCGUUAAUUAUUCGCAUAACUACAAGAUAUUCUAUGCAUACUUUACUAACAUUUACUGCAACUGAGAACAGAGAUAAUGUCUAUUAUGCAUUGGAGCAAAUGUUCAAUUGGUUACCUAAUUAUGUUCCAUCGAAAAUAACACAAUCUGAUGAAUAUUUUAAUUUACUUGUUCAAAUCAUUCCAUUUAUGGAUAAUCAUGAACAAUUUUUACAAAGUGCACAUCAAUGGCUUAGAGAUGAAAUUGUCUGGCUUCGAUUAAUGAUAACUGGUCGUCAAUUAGGAUCAUGUGAAACACCUAUUUUUUCUUAUCCGUCUGUUGAUAUCACUCCACCGAUUUUCCACUGUGCUACAACUCCAGAAUCCACUGAUCAAUCAUCAUCACUAAACAAAGAAUGGAUAAGAUUCACUGCAUGCCUUAGACCAGAUACCAUUGUUCAUCAUUUUCAUAAUAUGUCUAUUGAGGAUAAAGAUUCCUUAAUUUGUGGACACUUGAGAAUUUGCAAAUCGUUAUAUCAAUGUUUUCUACAUUCUACUAAUUCAUCGUUACAAUUGUUAGCGAGCGAAGACUAUACUGAUCAACUGUUUGACCAAAUGAAACAAAUAUCAGGACAGAUAAACGACUUCCCAAUGAACAUUGUAAAUAGUGAUGAUAGAAACAAUAAUGAUAACGUUAAAUGCAUAAGUACUACAUCGGAAACUCUAAAUACUACUGAUCAACAAUAUAAUAACAAUACAUCGCAUUAUUUAAUAAAUCAAUUAUAUUUAGUUAAGGACUUAGUUGAAUUUUUAUUAUUUCCCGCUUCAAAACAAUAUAACGAAAUACGUAAAUCUACAAUAUGCUCACAAAUCAAUAAUCAACAUCACAUAUUAAAUUAUGACUACAACAACAAUUCUUAUUCUCCAUUAUCUACAUCACAUUUAUCAUGUUCAAGAAAACUAAUGAAUUCAACUUUUGAUUUUCUUCUAUCCAUAACUAAAUGUAAUUCAUUAAAUAGUCAAUUAUUAACAACUAUGCUGUAUGAUUUGAUUUUUUCCACCAAUGCAAGACCUAUGCAUUUCAACUGGAAUUAUAAUUUUGGAUUAAAUUCUAAUAAUUCAACAUCAUUAUUAUCAUCAUCAUCAAUAUUUUCUGAUCAUAUUGAUAAAAAUAAUUUGACUAAUAAUGAUUAUAGCAAUUAUAAUCGUAAUGAUAAUGAUAUAAGUAUUACACAUCGUUUUGUUGGUUUGAAAAAUGGUGGAGCUACAUGUUAUAUGAAUUCGAUUAUACAACAGUUGUUUACAUUGGAUCCAAUUCGUGAUUGUGUACUGAGUGCAAAUCCAGAAUCUCUACUGUUGGACUGUAACUUGUUGAUAGAUAAAGAAGCUUCGAAAGUGAUAAAUACUUCAACUGCACCUACAACUUUACCAAUCUCCGGUGAUGAUAUCGCUGACAAUAUUUGUCAACAAAGAUUAAAUGAGGAAUUGAAAAAUAGCACGGCAACAACAACAACUCAUGAUGAUCAAACAUCAAAAGAACCAGAGUUUCAACCUUUAAGUAAAGAGAAAAUUCAUCAUCUAAAUGUGUUAUAUCAUAUGCAAACAAUUUUUGGACAUUUAGCUUAUAGUCGUGUUAAAUAUUAUGCACCAGUAGAAUUUUGGCGUCAUUUUAAAUUUCGUGCAGAAGCUGUACAUGUUGGAGAACAACAUGAUGCAUUGGAAUUCUUUCAAAUACUCGGUAAUGAUUUGGAUGAAGCUUUAGAAUUAUGUAAAUUGCCUAAAAUUGUUGAAGUUGUGUUAGGUGGUAAAUUUGCCGAUCAAAAGAUCUGUUUGGAUUGUCCACAUCGAUAUACAAGUUAUGAAUCAUUUACUACACUCAAUGUUGAUAUAUUAGAUCAUAGAAAUCUAAUUGAUUCAUUGGAACAAUAUGUAAAAGGUGAAUUAUUAGAAGGAGAUAAUGCAUAUCAUUGUAGAAUGUGCAAUAAAAAAAUACCAAUAUUAAAACGUAUGUGUAUUCAAAAAUUACCAUUAGUAUUAACUAUUCAAUUGAAACGUUUCGAUUAUGAUUGGGAACGGGGUGUAUCACUUAAAUUUAAUAAUUAUUGUGAAUUUCCACGUCAUUUGGAUAUGCUACCAUAUACUGUGCAAGGUUUAAAAGACUCUACAGAUUCAUCGUCCUGUAUAACUACUGAUGUCAUCAAUAACACCAAUGAUAAUAAUAAUAAUGAUGAUAAUAAUCCAUGUACAAAAUAUAAUUUGCGCGGUGUAGUUGUUCAUAGUGGUCAAGCAUCAUCUGGACAUUAUUAUUCAUUUGUUCGACAUUAUCGACCUCGAACAAAAACAUUCAAAUGGUAUAAAUAUGAUGAUCAUAAUGUUAUCCCUGUUCGGUUAGAUAAAGAUGAAGAGGCUGUCGAUCAGUGGUUUGGUGGUGAAUGGAAAGUUCCACCUCAUGAUCUGUCGAAAUUUGCUCAUAUAAGAUCUGGUAAACGUUGGUGGAGUGCAUAUUUAUUAUUCUAUGAACGUGAAGAUUUUCAUGAACAAAUUAAAAACAUAUCAAUACCUAAAUUAGGUUCAAAUCCAAAACAAUCAAGAUUAACUAAACGUGUACAAGACAUUGUAAAUUGGCAGAAUAUUGAACACUUACAUCAUCGUAUUCAAUUUGAUCCAUUGCUUCCAGAAUUUAUCUAUAAUUUAAUUAAUAAUAAUAUACAAUUGUGUAUGACUAAUUCCAGUGCCUAUCAGAAUUUAGGAUUUAUUACUGUAGAGUUAUUACUUCAUUUUAUUUUUCUACGUUAUCAUGUGGUCAUAUCAAAUUGGAAAUCUUGGCUACUUUUAUUCAUCAAAUUGAUUUCAAUUAGUGCGCCAAUAAGAUGUGAAUUAAUUAAAACAAUGUUUCUAGCAUCACCGGAUCAAAUUAGAUUUUUACAAUUCCAUUGUCCUUAUCCUGAAAUGCGAUUUUUCAGUGCCGCUCUUAUCAUUUAUAUCUGUCAUUUAUGUAUGAAUGAUCCAUCUGUACAGUGUGAAGAUAUUCUACAUUCUUUUAUUUCAUUGGUUAAUAGUUCUAACACUAUUACUAAUACUACUGAAAGCAGUGACAAUAAUAAUAGUAAUUGUUGUUCUAGUGUAUGUAAUACAAGGUCUACAUCAACCAACACUACUAAUACGACCACUUCUCCAAAUAUUGAAGUCACUGCCAAUACCACAAAAACAACUACUGCUGCUACUACUACUACUACCGUUAGUGUCUUGUCUUAUUUAUUAAGGUCUACAUUGAAUGAAACAAAAUCACCAGUUUUUGUUGAAAAUUCAACCGUAGAUAACGCACAGAUUACUGCUCGAAUAUAUUCUGCCACAUGUUUUAUUAAUCGUUUUAUAAAUUUACCACAGAAACGUUCUUCCUGUUCUUUACAAAAUGAUUCCAAUGAUAGUGAUGGUAAUAAUAAUUUAUAUAAUCAGAUGAUUAAUCCAGGAGAAUGUUUAAUACAACUGAUAGUACAUCAGUUGCAUUUCUCUCCAAAUACAUUAGCACUAUCAUCAAAUAAAUCUUUCCAGGAACAACAACCAAAUUAUCAUCAACCCUAUUCUACAAUUCGAUCAGGAAAUCCUUCAUCAUCUUCAUUUCCUAUGAAUGCUGCGGUUACAUCGACACUUCAGUCUAUUAUGCCAGUACCAUCAACAUCAUCAUCGACUACGUUAUACCAUUCUGCUAUUAUUAAUAAUAAUCCUUCUACAUCAUUACCAUCAUCAUCAUUAUCAACUAUGUGUCCUUCCUCUGUAAUAUGGGCACAGUAUUUUGCUAUUUUGUUAGAUUAUGCAAAUUAUGGUAACCAAGAAUGUUGUUAUCUGUUAAAACUGCAUGUCCCGGAAAUUUUAAUCAAUUAUAUGCUGUCCUAUGAAGUUAUGUUGAAAACUGUUGGAACUUCACCAUCAGGAACAACAGCAUCAAUACCGUAUACUCUUUCAUCUUCCCUUCCCGGUUGGAACCAAGAAUCGCGUAAUUACGAUUGUAUACAAACAUCUAUCAGACGUUUAUACAACGAAUUAUCUAUGGAAAUUCAGUCACUCAACUGUGCAAAUUUGCGGCUUUCAUCGUGUUUAGAUACUCUAGUCUAUGCACUUCUAACUAAUUCAACAGUUUCAACUACAGCAUCGAAUUCAAAUUUCGAUUUUUACAGUCACUAUAAAUAUGAUUAUAAUGAUACAAUGAACAAUGAACAAAAUAAUUUAACCACAAUUAGUAACCAUGAUUUUAAUACUACUGUGUCUAGUCUUAUCACGUAUUGUGGUUUAAAAAUCUCACUGGAUUUAUUAUCUUAUCUAGUCAGAUCUUGUGAAAUUCCAUCUCAUUACCUCAGUUUCUCACCACGACUAUCUUCGUCAUCACCAUCCUUUUCUACGACAACCUCAUCUGCUAACUGUUAUUCUUCAGCAAAAACCGAAGACCAAGUCUCACAUAAAAUAAACAAAACAGAGAAAUGUUGUGAACCGCAUGGAACUUGUCCAAUCAUUUCCGAAUCGUUUUUAACUGAUACACAAGCUAAGUCAAUAUCUACCAAUCAGCACAAUCCUUAUUGUGUAACAUCUACUCCAUUGGUCACUCUUUCUAAUUCUUUAAUUCAAUUAUUUUUCUCUAACCAAUCAGAACGUACUGUUAAACGUUUCACAGGGUCACUCCUUAAUCCAAUCACAUUUAAACCUAUUUCGGAUAUUCUAUUGUUCCUCUCCUAUGAAAAUAUGAAUUUUUCAGAUCUUAUUCUCAGGGAAUUAGUUUAUUCCAUUUUGCAUCCAUGUGAUUUAGACAGUAUAUUAAAAUUAUUAGAACGUCUAUUACAGGUGUCAGAUUCAUUAAAAUCUGUACGUAUACGUCUUCUGUUCAGCUAUUCCAAUGAUGUUGAUUUAUUCAAACUAUUAAAUUCCAAUUUUAUUUAUGAAACAAAUACUGCUGCAUAUCAAGUAUUUUAUUUAUUCCUUAAUUUACUAUUCACGGAUCCGGAUGUUAUCACUUAUUUAUCCAACGAAAUCUAUUUGGUUAAAGUAUUAAGUGAGCUUACUGCAUCAGCUUUGGAUAGUUUGAAAUUAGACACAUCGGAUAAUUGGCUUGAUGAUAAAGAAAAAACAAUAGAAGCAUUGGAACAAGCUGGACGAAUUCUAAUGAAUUUGAUCCCUUCAAUUGUGACGCUUCCAAACGAUAUGAUUGGUGUGAUGGAAAAUGAUAGUGUACAAGAUGAUGACUGUGAUCUUGAUGAUGAUAAUGCUAACAGUGAUGAGAACCAAAUCACGAUUGCCAACAAAAAUAACAACGAAACUCAGUAUGAUAAUCGAUUUUCAAGUUGGGGAAAAAGUGAAGAGAAUGAUGAUGCUGAUGUUGAGGAGGAAGAGGACGACAAUGAUGAUUAUGGUGCUGAUGAUGAUGAAGGAGAAGAAAUAGAUGAGAGAAAUGACCAUUUGAUUACAUCACUAUGUCGUAUCACCUCUUCAUCUCUGUCAACAUCUGAUGAUCCUGAGCUGGAUCAUUUACCUUCAAAUCAUGAAUACAUGAUUAGUCGUAAUACAACAAGGACUAGCACUAGUACAAUAGUUGAUGCCAGUCUAGAUAUUUUUAAUCAUACAUGUAUCACUGCCGGUCCACCGGCCACUACUACUUAUACUACUAUUACUACUGCGAGUAGUAAUAAUAAUAACGAUAGUAAUGUUAAUAACAGUAGACAAAUAUACGGACAAUUAUUAUCAUGUGGUACAUUGCCUGGGGAAACAGUAUCUCAAAAACAACAUGAAGAAAGUCACUUUAACAGUUCCAACGAUAACAAUCAUAAAUUGAAUGAUAACAAAGAGUAAUAAUGAAUAAUAUGAACAAAAAACCAAAUCAGUUACCCAUUGUUUUCUCAUCUUGCUAGAUCUUUCUCUUUAUUGAUUAAUUCGUCAACUGUUAAGAUGGAUCACUAACAUUACCUUUUCUUUUCCUACUGUUUACAUUUGAUUACUUGUUGUCAACAUGAUUACCAAUAGUUAAUUGAUUAUCAAUAAAAUGCCAAGUAAUAUCUAUAUGUACACUAUAUAUAUUUUACCAACUAAUAUACUAACUAACAUUAAUAAUGAUAAAUACCUCUGACCAUAAUAUUACAAAGAAAAUUGAGUAAUUCUAUGCUAACGUUCGGUCUCUCCUAAGCUCUUUCAUUGUAUCAUCAAAUGAAUUCAUGUAAAGAUAUUUAUAUUUCUAGAAUGUACAUAUUCACUCUCGUAUGUAUUUGCUUAGUAAGUUCAUAUUGUUCAAUAUACUACAUAAGAUCAUUCAUUAACAAUAUCGCUUUUGUUGUUUUGGUUUGUUUUUUUUUGCAUUAUUAUUCAUAUUACCCCCUUUCAGAUAUUACAUCAUAGUAAGUCUCUAUUGUCUCUAUGAUUAUUAUUAUUAUUAUUAUUAUUAUCUUACCUUAUUCUUCAAGCUGUUUUGUUUGUAUUAAUUUAUAUAGGGUUGAAUAACGACUGAAUCGAUAAGACUUACUCAUUGUCUAUUCAAUUCUUUUCUUUCUUUCCCUCUUUUUUUUUUUAAAUUUUUUGUUACAGCUUAUAAUCAUAUUUCUUUAACAUUUUGAUCACUUCUCAAGUUAUCAUUGUUACUCUCUCUCUCUCUGUCUCUCUACCUCCUUCCCUCCCUUCCUCUCUCCCCAUUAAGUUUCACUAUUAUAUAACAAUUAAAUAUCAGCUAAUUUAUUGCUUAUUGUAUUUUAACAAGCUGAUUUGUUUAAAUAACCCGGUUACAAAUAAUUAGUUUUUAAAAAAAAAAUUAAUAAAUAUUUAUUUAUUUUUUUACAAACAAUUUCAAUGAUAACUAUAUAUAUGCUUCAAAGAAAACUUUUAUUCUUUGGUUAUCAUUUAUUGUUGAUUAUCAUAUAUUACAAUAAUAUACAUAGAAAUAUAGAUUUACCGGGUCUAUUCAUUUAUGCUUUAUGUAGUGAAAGUAAUGGUUUGUUUGUUUGUUUUUAUUUUUUUGGUUUCCAUCUUAGUUACUUCGCCUUUCCAUCUUUUGUUCACUUUCAUUUUUGUCUGUCUAUCUAUCUACCGAUUUAGGUAUUAUUAUAUCAGUGUAUAAAUGAUAGUUGUCAAGAUACAAAUCGUCUACAUUUUAUUACAAUCAUUAUGAUUUAUUAUCUCUUUUCUUUUUCUUUUCUUUUUUUCUUUUUUUCUACAAUUCUAAAGAUGAAAUGAAGGAAUGUUUUCUAUUUGUAUUAAAGAAUUAAUUUCAUAUAAACACUAUGCUGAAUGUACUCUUUGUUUGUUUGUUUUUCUGGUCUUAUAUAUUAUUAUACAUAUAUAUAUAUAUAUAUACACACACACAUGGAAGUUUGUUUGUUUUUCUCCAUUUGAAUUACAAAUAAACUAUGUGAUAUGCCUAUAUAUGUAUUUUGUUUUCUCCUAUUUAUUCAUAGGUAUCUAUGCGCACAUAGGUCUGUUUCUUUUUGUGUGUGUGUGUGUUUACAGUUUGUUUGAUGAAAUGGUUUUCAUUCUCCCUUGUUUUUUUCUACUUAAUGCUUAACAUUAUUGUUGUUUGUUAUUCAAUUAUAUUAUCAGAAAUAAAUGAGUUUAUCUUUGUAUUGUCUAUGUGCCGUUUCUUGUAUUGUUUAAUCUACGUUAGUAAAUAUAGACUGUUUGAGUAAGACCUGAAAUUUUUUAAAAAAAAAUGUUUAUAAUCAGUGAUUAUAUGUGAUAUAGAGUGGAAUCAGUCAUAAUGAUAAAGUUGUAUACAUUUUCUACCUUAAAUAUCUAACUUUCAUUUGUAAUGUUUCCUUUUGGACUGUAGUUCUCAUGUUUAGACAUUAUUAC
Schistosoma intercalatum is the source of this 14230-nucleotide messenger RNA. The record is from the annotation of a GenBank genome assembly. Lineage: Eukaryota; Metazoa; Platyhelminthes; Trematoda; Strigeidida; Schistosomatidae.